AAUUCAUUGGAAGGCUAGCUUCUAAGAGAAACAAAAAUGAGAAAACCUUGCUGUGAUAAACAAGGCAACAACAACAAAGGAGCUUGGUCCAAGCAAGAAGACCAGAAGCUCAUCGAUUAUAUUACAACUCAUGGCCAAGGUUGCUGGCGUUCCAUACCUCAGGCUGCAGGUAUAUUUACAACAAGGGGAGGGGAUCAAGGAUUGCAUCGCUGUGGCAAAAGUUGCAGGCUAAGAUGGAGAAACUAUCUUAGGCCAGACAUCAAACGAGGCAACUUUGCUCAAGAUGAGGAGGACCUCAUUAUUAAGCUCCAUGCUCUCCUUGGCAACAGGUGGUCACUGAUAGCUGGGAGACUGCCGGGGAGGACUGACAACGAGGUGAAGAAUCAUUGGAACUCUUAUCUGAGGAAAAAGCUAAUAAACAUGGGAAUAGACCCAAACAAUCAUCGACUUAACCAAAUUCUUCCUCGUUCUCAACCUGUUGAUGAUGACGAAGAGGCAUGUAAAUCCAACAAAUCUAAGGCUGAUACUGAUGGAGUUUCUGAUGCAGCAACUUCUUCUCUCGAGGAGGAUGAAACUUCUGCUGGUUCUUAUCACAUAAAUCUUGAUCUCACCAUUGCUGUUCCUUCUCCUGCUCAUGCUCCAAAUUUGGAAACCAAGCCUGAAAAUUGCGGUAUUGCUGCAACUGGUGAAGUACUACAAAACGAAACAUCACCUGCGCUUCUUCUCUUCUUAUGAGCUUUGCUAAUCCUAAUUGCUUAAUUAAUAAGCCUUCCUAAUAAUGUUUUUAGUGGGGAUCAAUUAAAAUGGCUAAUUAACUAAAAGAGAAGAAUCCAUGUUACCAAUAUUAACUAUCUUUUGAUAAUUUCUUAUGCUUUUAAACGUAAUUUAAGAAACUGGCUGAUUUAGCUCAUCAUGCCAUGGAAGUAUUGGGUUUUCUUGUACAGCUUAAAACAGCAGAAGUUUAGAAUGAUCAGACAGUUUAUAUAUAUACUAAU
This is a messenger RNA of Manihot esculenta (cassava), 995 nucleotides long. RefSeq names its product transcription repressor MYB6. The transcript has 3 exons. The coding region runs from base 37 to 735 and encodes 232 amino acids. The record is from RefSeq and is a predicted model, not a curated record. Lineage: Eukaryota; Viridiplantae; Streptophyta; Magnoliopsida; Malpighiales; Euphorbiaceae.